AUGGCAAAAAAAAUCUUAGAGAAGUUAGAUAUUCUGGAUGAGCAAGCAAAGACACUCUUGGCCAUAAGAGCAAAGAAAAACUGCCUUCAGAGUGAAGUAAAGAAAAAGAUUUCAGUGAUACCCCUGACAUUUGAUUUUCAGUUGGAAUUUGAAAAGGAUAUUGCUACCUCCAUAUCUGAGGCAGAAUCAAAGAUCACAAAAGACAGAUCAUAUGGCAUUAAAAAAACAAAAAGAUAUGUCUCCUUCAAAAAUAUGCCUGAACCUAAAAAGAGUGAUUUUGAAAAGUCAAAUUUAAGACCACACUUUGUACCGACAAAAAUAAAAAUUCAAGAAAUCAAGUCAAUAGAGCCAGUAGAAGAAUAUCUAAAAUCAAGAUCUAUUAGACCUUUUCAUUAUCUUAAGGAUACAACUGAGGCGGAACAUGUUAAGCCCUUCCAUGAACUGUAUUCACAGCAUAGACAACAACAAUGUAGAAGAACAUUGGGUUCUACAAUCUUUUCUCCUGUACCCAGCAUUCAGUCUAAUGCUUAUAAGAAUGAAAAAGACUCUAUUUACAGUACAAAAGAAAAUAAAUCCAUCAGAAAUGAUCAAUUAAAUGAGUAUUCAGUAAGAAAGAAAAGCUUGCUCCCCUUGUGCUUUGAGGAUGAACUGAAAAAGCCAAAUGCCAAGAUAAUCGACAUUAGUCCAGCAAAGACAGCAACUUCUUACACGGAACAAAAUGAUACAAAUCCCAUAAUUUUCCAUGAGACUGGAUAUGUACAAAUGUUACUUUUGACAAAAAACAGGCUUCCUCCCCAUUCUAUGAAAAAUGGAAAUGGUUACCCAUAUAAAAGAUCAAAUAUUGUUUUAGAAAGAAAUUGUGAAAUGCUCAAAUCUGUAGCUAGAGGUCAAUCUAUUACUCUUUCCAAACCCAAAAGAACUCUGCCUACAACACAGAAGAAAGCUAUACAAGCAGUAUCUUUUGAAGUAAGCCGUAGAGUUAUAGAUGAUAAACUAAGGAAGAAAACUAGCGAGCACACAUUUGAAAACAUAUCUUGGAAUAAACUCUAUAACUUUUCACAGACUUUUUCCAGCCUAACAAGAAGAUCUGUGGGUUUCCUUGAUAAAACUGUUAUUCAAGAAAUGAGUGCUAAAACUGGCAAAUUUGAAAAAAUGUUUUCUACAGUAAAACCAAUAAGCAAAUUGAGUGCCUCACCUCUCAAAUAUUGCUCAAAGCCUUCAAAAAAUAUACUCAAAGUCCAUAAAAUAAAUACUGUAACACCAUUGGAUGAUUUGUUAAACUUGUCAAGUAAAAAUUAA
Messenger RNA from Mesoplodon densirostris (Blainville's beaked whale), 1299 nucleotides. It is a transcript of the gene C2H1orf141, whose product is annotated as chromosome 2 C1orf141 homolog. Bases 1 to 1299 code for a protein of 432 amino acids. The transcript is spliced from 7 exons. NCBI's taxonomy places the organism in Eukaryota, Metazoa, Chordata, Mammalia, Artiodactyla, Ziphiidae. The record is from RefSeq and is a predicted model, not a curated record.